CUGACAAGCCUUCACUCCACCAUCCUAAACCGAGUCGUUGUGGCGCUCCAGCGGUCGUGGUGCCGCUCAACCUCCAAUCUAUGUGUAGCCUCGUCUGUGGUAGAAAAUAAAAAAGAUCUACCUCCUCGUAUCUACCAGCUACCACCUCGCAUCUACUACCUACCACUCCUUCUCAGACAGGCUAAAGGACACAGCUGAUAGGCCCUGGACAGAGGUGUUCAUCUCAUCAAUUCGACUGACAAAGAAGCUCAAUACAACCCCAGCGACACGUACCAGGGACCCCAGACCAGUGAGAUGGACCUCUCGACCAACCCACAGAUGCAGCAGCAGCAGCAGCCGGAGAGGAUCCGGAUGGAGAGCAGUCCUUGCUGCUCUUCUUCUUCUCUCAGAGUCACCAUCUACGUGCUGGGAGCUCUAAGUCUGUUGGUUUGGUGCAAUUGCAUUGGCUUCACUCUGGGAUACGCGGCAUAUGCAAGUCUCAUAUUAUAUGGAUCCAUCAUCUCCAUUCCGGUCAACGUGGGUUAUAUCUACGUCACUUGUCGCAUCAUCUUCCUCAUCUCCGAUAGCACGAUAGUGACGCCAAAGGCGCUGGUGGACCUCCAGAGGCUCAACGCUCGCCUGGUCGCCCUCAUCCUAGUGGGCUUCUCCGUCUGGGUCACUGGUGUUGUUUGGUUUGCACUGUACUACCCUGGAAACAGUUACUACAAUGACGAACUGGUCUACGACGCUUUCAUGACAUUCUUCGCUACUAACUUUGGCUUCAUAUUUGCUGCCCUGGUGGUUGGAUUCUCCGCGGGGCUUCAAUCUCAGUGGAAGAAGGUCUCAGCGCCGAGACCAGCAGGUCUACUCAUGCACGAGAGCCCACCAAAAUACUAUACAGGUCAGGGACCGGCUCAGGUCCUCCUCGACCAAGGCCUUGAUGCUGCACCUCCACCUCCUUGGCCAUCCAACUAUGUUGCCCAAUACUAACCUUUCCUUCUUGUCAAGCUCAGGGCAUUGCUAUUGAUGAAACUGAAUUUGGGAACAUGAACUAUGAUUUGCAAUAAUAUAUAUAUAUAUAUAUAUAUAAUAUGUCAGAAAAACUCUUCUUUGGGAAGGGUUCGAACCUCAGACAGCAGGGCUCUCCAAACACCUAGCAUAUCCAGCACCAUAACCAAUGGACCACAACUGACUGUACAAAAAUGUUGGAAGUUAUGAGACUUUUACCCAAUACCCGACAGCACUCGGUGGCCAGUGGGCACAGAUAAUUGCCAUCAAAUCAAUUCACUAUAUGAUGAAUAGGGAAUUGUACUGUGCCCACUGAGUGCUGUCGGGUGUUGGGUAAAAGUCUCGCGACUUCCAACACUUUUGUACAGUCAAUUGUGGUCCAUUUCCACUGGUGGAAAGAAACAUUGUAGCAUUGGUAUAAUUUUUAUCUCCUUGUGUGUGCUCUAGAGGCAUUCUAACUCAUCUCCCUAUUUUAUAUGUACACCAAAGGUGUGGUAAACACAUGUUUAGCUUACACUUGUAUGCAAGUUCUUGCUACCAAUAGCAUCUUAUGUACAGAAAUGAUUAAAAGUGUUUUCAUCUUGAAUUAUUUUGUAAUUUCUAGAAUUUGAGAUGAUUUUAGUGUAUACAAAAACACAAGCUGUAGUCUGUUUUGCAGCACUGCAAAAAAAAAACAGUUAAAAAUACAAUUAAUUGAUUAAUUUAAGAGUGUAGGCGGGCUAUUCGCAAAACCUGGUUGUGGCACCAGUCGGGGCCUCCAGACUUCCCUAGUGGAUUCAGUAGAGUUUCACGUUGAAUACGUUUUAUCCUCUCGUGGCUGAGUAGGUUAAGGCAAGCGUCUGGGAGUCGUCUUGCAUGGCUACAAAUAAUUUUCUCCUUAACAUAUCACACGAUUGUAAUUUCUAUGGGAUAUUAAUGGUAUCUUAUAAUAAUGUACUAUUUUGCAACAUAUGCUAAAGAUGAGCCAGGAUAGUGCUAUAUAAAUUCUUUUAAGAAUAUGGUAAAUUAAAUUUAGAGAGUUACCACAGCAUAAUACCGAGUGAAACCAAUAGUCGUGGGAUCGUUGAGGUGUUUCAAGCGUAGGUCAGACUUAUGUAUGGAAUUUUUUUGAUUGGGUUUAAAUAGGAGAUGUCUUUCAUGGGCCAAACCCCCCCCCCUUUUCCAUGUUCUUUUAUUCCAAUUUUCUUCUUAACUAUCAUAAUUUCUUUUUCAAGAAUUAACUGAAUGUAGCUCUUUGAUUUUUUGUUAAGUUUUAUAAUAUAAUAUUUCUCUCCUUGAAUCGUCUUAAAAAAUGUAAACUAUACAUUUAAACCUGUGAACUGAAUUAUUGUAUGAGGAAAUAAAUGCUUCGAUUUAA
Molecule: messenger RNA, 2344 nt
Organism: Procambarus clarkii (red swamp crayfish)
Lineage: Eukaryota; Metazoa; Arthropoda; Malacostraca; Decapoda; Cambaridae
Source: RefSeq, a predicted model, not a curated record